Physella acuta is the source of this 1502-nucleotide messenger RNA. RefSeq lists its product as uncharacterized. Lineage: Eukaryota; Metazoa; Mollusca; Gastropoda; Physidae. The record is from RefSeq and is a predicted model, not a curated record.
AUUACCUGGACGGCACUGACAGCAGAACGUCAACUUUUUGUCGUCUGUCAUCAGACAAGUUUCAAUUGCUGAAGAUGACGUCACGUCUAGCUGAGACCUUGCUGUGUUUAGCUGCAGCUCUAGCCGUGACGCAACAGUUCCAGCUGCUAGCGGUGCCAGAGUUCCUGGACCUGAGCCUGACCCCUAGCGCCACCCUCGAGUGCCGGCACGAGCCUAGCACCAGCACCAGCAUCGUGGAGGUGCACCGGGUCAGGGUCGACAAGCAGACGGCCGGCGGCUGGACCCUGGUGGCGGAGCUGCUGGACUACGACCCUCAGGCCCACGUCACCCCCGGGGUCACGGCCUGGGGUCAGAUCGGGUCGCCGGACGUGACCUUCCUCAAGGUCAGCUGGAACAGCAUCACGUCUGAGAUCCUGGGCGUGUACAGGUGUGAGCUGGUGGGUAUGGACGCGGCAGACGACUUUGUCGUGGAGAAGACGCCGACGGUGUCCUUCAAGGAGAGCGGGCUGUCGUCUGCCGUCGUGGCGGAGAUGAUCAGGAACCAGACGGCGCCGCUGCAGCAGGCACUGGAUGACUUCAAGAGCCACACGCGUCAGGAGAUGUCAGACAUCAUCAACAUCAUCAGGGAGAACCAGAUCGGCGAGCUCAACCUCAUCACCAGCCUGCAGAUGAACCUCAGCAGCCAGAUCAGCUCUCUCGUGCAGAAGGUUGAGGAACUCGACGCCAGGGUCACCGUCCUUGAGCAGGGCGUGACGUCAGUUCCUGCUACAACAACUGCUCAGACCAUUUCUCCCACUGUAACCAUGGUAACCGACACGACCACGGCAACAACAACAGCGACGACCGGCAACUUGGUUUGGCCGGAAGGCACGUACGGCUUGUAUGAGCCCAACACCAGUUGUCCGGAAAACACCGGCCAGGCGACCUGGUUUAGAGGAUAUCGCCGGCACCACACGGUUUCCGGUCAAAACUUGGACGAGAUUUCCCCUAACGGCCACAUGGCCACGCCGGUCAUGCAGACGGUCAACACUGACCACUACUUCUACCAGAGAUUCUGCAUGGUCGACAUGCCGUCCACGGGACCGGCCUGGCCCAGGGGAUCCUACUGCAUCAACCGGAAGGGCGGGGCUUGUCCGGCCGGCUUCAAUUCCGGUUUCAUCUUCAUCGACGACAACGGCAGCCAGCAGGACCAGGUGUCGGGGUCGGUUCCCGACGGCACCUACACGACAGACACGCAGAUCUACUACUGCUGUCGUAACGACAGCACGGCGCAAGAGGCCAUCGACCUGCCGACCGGCAAACCGUUCUACCUGUACCGGUUCGGCCGUGAGUGCCAGUUGGUUGCCGGCAUGUCGGAGCGCCGGGAGUGGAUCCUGAUUGACACGGCUAACGGCGCCAACCACGACCGCUACGAGAACGACUGGCACCCUGACGGCAGCAUCCAAGACAUCCGCAUCCAGCUGUGUUACUACACCUCACAGUAGGGGGGGGGGGCUACAUGU